AUGGGAAAAGGAAUGAACGAUUAUAGUUGGGAUACAUGGAGCAGCUGGUCUAGUUGUGAGUCCAGUCUUUGGGGUUCGUGUUCCGGAACGCAAAAUCGGAGCCGUUCCUGCUACUGGAACUCUACAAAUAGUCCCCCGAAUGAAACAUGUGUAGGCGAUUGUGUGCUUCAAAAAAGCAGUUCUUGCUUCUGUACGCCUUUUGAUGCAAGUGCUGUUCAGCCGGACAGUAUGUGUGGUGAUGGAGUCACUACUUAUGCGGAGGAAACAGUUCCGUGUCCUUUAAAAGUGGAUGGUGGAUGGUCAGCUUGGGUCAACAGCUCGUGCAGUGUCACGUGCGGUCGUGGUCAGUUCCAGAUGCGACGUGUGUGUGAUAAUCCGAGCCCGUGUAAUGGAGGAAAUAGCUGUGGCGGAAACAGUACCAUAACACUUCCUUGUCAACAACCGACUGUCGAUGGAGGUUGGUCAGAUUGGGGUAACUGGUCUAGUUGCUCUGUGUCCAUUGGAACGGGAACCAAAACAAGAGAAAGAAUGUGUGACGACCCGCCAACUUGUGAAGGAAUAUAUUGUAUCGGGGAGAGCAACCAGACCGCGGAGUGUGAGGUACUGCCAGCUUGCUUCAGUAACAACGUACUGGAUCCGCUUUACUCCUCCUUAGAAACGCCCAUGUCUAUCUAUAUUGCCGCUAGCUUUGAGAUCUAUUCUAUAGUACAGGUCUUCCAAACCAGCUUUUGUAAAAGACAAAAUAUACAUCCAUAUUACAUGUGGAAUGUAUUUCAUAUACCUACUAUAACAAGCAACGCAACACAUAUUCUCUCUGUCACUGAGCCUAGUCUUCCAUUCGAUGCAUCAGAAUUGGGAUUCUACAAGGUGGUCCUGAGAGUUUACUAUCACGGAGGGUCUCAAAUAUGGCUGGAAGAUGAACUGUUCAUCAGUGUAUCAUACCCUCCCCCUUAUGCAGCAAUCGUAGGCGGGUCUGUUCGUAUGCUUGGUGAAGGCACCCACACCAUUGAUGGACUCACCCUCUCCUACGACAUGAGUAAAGGCCCUGGAUUUACGUCCACUUUGGAAAUCUCAUGGGCAUGUACUCCACUCGCGAUCGACUCAAUUUACGACAUGCUCAACGUCGAUAUCAACGAAGAAAUAUUGUUCCCGGAUGAUAUGUCACAACAAUCCUGGUCAAAUCAUACUUUUGUCGUAAAUCGAAUUGAUAAUCUGGUACUUGCUGUGAAGAAUCUGACAUUCAUCACCUAUUUCAAUAGCAAUCCUCCGAAAGAGGAUUUCUGUAACAUGACCACAAACCCAAAUUUCACCGAUGAAUUCAUUCUUUUUGACAGUCAGAUCACUCGUUUUGGUUACAUGUACGCAGAUCUAAUAAAUUUGAUUGAAAUCAUUGACACAAAAGUUGAAUAUUAUCAAAAAUUCCUUACUUUCGGUGAUUACUCUGUUUCAUCUUCUGUUUCGACAAUUAAAACUGAUGUCCAAAACUGGCUGAGUGCCGUCCAGUCUGAAAAGACACAUCUGACAAGUCUAAGAAACAUCAUUAAUAGAAUAGCCAUCCUCAUCCCGGAGCGGCAAGGGGCUGAUUACUAUUAUAUUUGUGGAAAACGUAGUUCUGACUACACCUCAUUAGUGGGAUAUCUUGUCGAUGCACCAGUACAGAUCAGUGCCAUGGCCCUCACAGAUUGGAAUGCCCUGGCAUCAGAAGACGAGUUGCUAAGAAACAUCACAGAUACCUACAUUCAACAACAGUUCUGUUCAAACUUCAUGGAAAAGUCAGAUGGAAAUGCCAGACUGGUUAUCAGCGCUGGAAAUGUCGUAGAUUCUUUAGGGUUUCUCAUCACAAUGAGAGUCAGUGCCAACGAUUCUUUUAGCUACUUUCAGCAACGAGUCCAAUCUGUUCCAGGAAAUCCCCCGGCUAUUGACAUCAGCUGCCGUCUAAACUGUUUACCAAAGACAGCUAGCAGUUCCAUCCUCUCUCUGCGUGCAAAUUGUUUCUCUUGUACCUACAAUGAACUGACUACCAUCAGUUAUGCAUGGAACGUGUUCCAGUUUGACACCGUUACCAAAACUAAAUCGGAUCUCCUUGAUUGGCAGAAUGGAUUGCAGAGUGAACUGAACUCUCCUGCGUUCGUGCUCAGUAAGUACAUUCUGUUACCAGAUAGUAGUUUCAUCGUGGAGCUGAAUACCACACUGUUCGGGAACUCUUCAAGUCUAACUCUUGUUUUGAUCGAGACAAAUAUACCACCGUACGAUGGCAAAUAUGAAGUUUCGCCUUCGAGUGGUAAAGCUGGAGUAACACAGUUUAACAUCAAUUUUAAAAACUGGAAAGAUGAGGGAUACCGCAAAAAUAGAAAUUUAAAUCUGGAUUGGAAGGAAUCAUUUUUCUACAGAGUUUUUGCCAGGAAGGGAUCAGAGGAACCAACACUUCUCUAUCAUGGUGCUGAACGAAAAGUGGGUGUUUAUUUACCAGAGGGAAACUCAACCAAUCUUUAUAUCCUUGAUCUUCUGUUGAGAAUUUAUGACAUCUUCGGAGAUUUCACCGAAGAAACUGUUCUUGUUAGAUCCUCUCCACCCAUCAAUGAUAUGUCUGUGAGUGAGGUAUCAUCGUUUGUUGAAACUGUAGAUGAAAAUAUAGAUUCAGCUAUUGGAUCAGGAAAUCUCAAACUUGUCACCAUGUCCGUAGAGAAUGCAGCUUCUACCAUCAAUGCUUUGGAUUUUCCAACCACCAGUGUACCAGAGGAUACUGGCAGUCUUGUUGUCAUGUCUGCAACAGAGGAGAGCAACACAAGCUUCACCUGGGAUAGGCUUUGGGCUGACUACAUUGAUCCACCAUUCAACUCGGCCCAUGAAAACUUGUCUAUUGUGACGGAACAGUACUCCUAUAUCUUACACAAUACUACGUUAGCUGAACAGGGGUCUGGUAUGGUUACGGUGAAACACCUGGCACAAGGUAUCGGCUCUGUCAUUAUGGAUCCUUCACUAAUCGAUGAAGGAAUUGUGAAUACGGCUGUCACUACAAACGACCUGAUACUAACAAUGUUUCAAAACACCACUGUUGGAGAUAUAUAUCCACUCUUUGCUGACUAUGAAACAACAUCUGAGUCGAUUUUGCGUGUCGCAGACAACGCUUUGAAAAGUGUAAUCACAACUAGAACCCCAAACAACCCGACCAGUACAGACCUAUACGAUAUACAACAGACCAUUGUAGCCAACAAUGACUUUGUAAACUCUAACCAAGACAGCACAGAGGAUAUGACGGAAAUGGAACGCUCUUUCUUUGUCUCUCAAAUCUCCAAGUCACAGGCUUUGAAGAAAAACGAAACUGAUGAAAAGGCUCAGCAAUUUGUACCCAGCAUCCUGGCAUCACUGUCAUCACUGGGAAAAGUGUUGAAAGGAAUGGUAAAUAUGAAACAACUCCCUGUGUUUGUCAACAGACCAGGAUUAAGUACCAGCAUGACAGCACUGACGUUACCCGAACUGACGACAACUCCACUAGUAAGGAACAACAUCACUAUGGAGUUCGCAGAAACAGACGACCAGAGUGUGGACAGCAAAGACAUACAGAUCACCGUGUUUGACAAGAAUCCCUUCACCUGGGAUCCUGAAGCUCAAUAUAUUACCUCGAAUGUACUGUCUGUUUCCGUCAAGGACAGCAACGAGGAAGAGGUCAAUAUAUCGGUCAAGGUCAAAUUCCCAAACAAAGGAGACAAUAAUCCAAAAACUGUGUAUCUAGCUUUUCCUGCAGACACGAAUGAAAGUUCGUCUCAAUUUUUCAGCUACAAGUUUUUCUGGCAGUUUCCUGGCGAUGAUAUGGUGUUGAGAGUAGAUGGUAUCACACACGGGAUGAAGUUUGUUAUGUACUUGAAAGGCGGCAGUGGAGCCACACGCUCUGCAUAUGAUUGGCGGCAUGAAGUACCAGAUAGUGAUUUGAAUGAUGGAUUUUUCAUGGUUGUUGUUCCUGGAGGCAUGUUCAGUCAGCAGGUCACAGCCUAUAUCACAAUCACAGUGGACACAGUUCCAGAUGGGAGUGUAUCCAGAACUCGUCGUAGUGCUGGUAACAACACUACAUCAUCAGGCAAUAUUACUAUUCCAGCUACGCGGGUGUUACCAUAUAACAUGGUCAUGUCUACUGCUGGAUGUCGAGUCUGGAACAAAGAGGAAGCCAAGUGGGACAAAACAUCAUGUAAGAUGUCAACUGAGUCAACCGCCUCAGAGACAGUAUGUAUCUGUAAAGAUCCACCGGGGCAAUACUUUGCCAACACAUUUUAUGUACCGCCAAACUCCAUCGACUUUAACUCCGUUUUUGGAAAGUUUGAUAUUGUCAGUAAUGGAGCUGUACUGGGAACUCUCGUUGGAGUCAUUGUGUUAUACGUCUUGGUGGCCGUGUGGGCAUGGAGACGGGAUCGCCAUGACCAUGAAACAUGGGCGCUAUCAUAUCUGUCAGAUAACCAGAUAAACGACAAUUACUUGUAUCUUGUCACCAUCCAUACGGGGUUGGCGCGGAAUGCUGGGACAGUGUCACGUGUCUUUAUGGCAGUCACAAGUAGUCGACGGAGUACUGGCAUCCGGACACUUGACGAUGGCAAAAGCAAAGGAUUUGGUACAGGAAGUGUGCAGAAGUUUAUUAUGUGUGUACCGAGAUGCCUGGGAAGUCUUACUUGCCUUGAUAUUUGGCAUGACAACAGUGGGAAAGGAAAUGCUGCCUCAUGGCUUCUCAGCAAAGUGGAGAUCAUGGACCUACAGUCAACAGAAAGAUUUACCUUCAUUUGUAAUCGUUGGUUAUCCCUAGAUGAAGAAGAUGGAGUGACACAGUGUGCAGUGCCGGUGUCUGGAAGAGAAGACCUUGACUCCUUUGGUUAUCGUUUUCGGGACAACUCCAGAAAUUACAACAGAUGGACACCUGUGGCUCUCCAUUUUCAUCCGUCCUGA
Molecule: messenger RNA, 4929 nt
Organism: Ylistrum balloti
Lineage: Eukaryota; Metazoa; Mollusca; Bivalvia; Pectinida; Pectinidae
Molecular function (GO): protein binding
Source: RefSeq, a predicted model, not a curated record